AUAUUUAAUAUCUAAAAAUAUUAGUGAAUAAUUAGCUUUAGAAAUAAGAAAAUAUUUAGAAUACAAAUUUGAAGUGGAUAAUAAUUUAACUUUAUAAUAAGAAAAAGAAAUUUAUAAUAAAUUGUCAAAUGAAAUUAAAGAUAAAAUCAAAUUAAGUAUAAAUUUAUAAAUAUUAAAUAAAUCUAGAAUUUUCAAGGAUAAUUUUUCAGAAAAGUUUAUUAGAAAUCUAAGUUUAUAAUUUAAUUAGAUAGAUUUUGUAAACGAAGAAUAUAUAUAUAAAGAAGGUGAUAAAAAUGAUAAAUUAUAUUUUAUAUAAAAUGGUACUAUUUCAAUUGAAAAAAACAAUAUUUAAAUUUAAGAAUUAUAAAAGUCAUAAUCUUUCGGAGAACUAGAAUUUUUUGGAAAUUAAGAUAAAAUUUUUAACGCAAAAUCAAUAGGACAAACAUAAAUUUUAGAAAUAUCAAAAACAAACUUUAUUAAUAUAAUUAAAAACUAUCCAGAAGAUUACCAAAAAUAUUGCUUAAUAAAAGAUAAAAUUCAGUUUUAAUAAAAUAUAGAUAUGUUUAAGAGUAAAUGUGGUAGUUGUGAAAAAAAUGGACAUAUAUCUUUAUAUUGUAAGCAAGUACACUAUUAACCUAAUAAAGAAUAUGUUAUAUUAAAA
Messenger RNA from Ichthyophthirius multifiliis, 661 nucleotides. RefSeq lists its product as hypothetical. The record is from RefSeq and is a predicted model, not a curated record. The annotation marks the transcript as partial. The transcript has 2 exons. NCBI's taxonomy places the organism in Eukaryota, Ciliophora, Oligohymenophorea, Hymenostomatida.